This is a messenger RNA of Pimephales promelas (fathead minnow), 2062 nucleotides long. NCBI's taxonomy places the organism in Eukaryota, Metazoa, Chordata, Actinopteri, Cypriniformes, Leuciscidae. The record is from RefSeq and is a predicted model, not a curated record.
CCACACACACCCCAGCACACACAGACACAACACACACCUGUACGACAUCAUACUACACCCGCUUCUGCACUCCUGUACGCUCGGGACCGACUGAUGCGUCCUCGGCGGCAGUACGCGCGCUAUUUGCCUCGUGCUCAUGACGACCAGGCGCAGCGUCUGACGUCACUGCUAACAGCAGCAAUGGCGGCGCCCACGGAAAGCACGAGUGAAACGCCAACAAAUAAAAAACAGAAAAAGAGCAAAAACACAGUGGAUGAGAGCGAGCUGCUGACGGUACCAGACGGCUGGAAAGAGCCCAAGUUCACCCGAGAGGACAACCCCAAAGGUUUGCUGGAGGAGAGCAGCUUCGCCACACUUUUCCCCAAGUACAGGGAGGCGUACCUGAAAGAGUGCUGGCCGCUGGUGCAGAAAGCGCUUGGAGAUGUGUUCAUCAAUGCCACACUGGACCUGAUUGAAGGCAGUAUGACGGUGCACACAACAAAGAAAACAUUUGACCCGUAUGCAAUCCUCAGAGCAAGGGAUCUCAUCAAGUUAUUGGCCAGAAGUGUGCCGUUUGAACAGGCUGUACGGAUACUUGAAGACGACAUGGCUUGUGACAUCAUAAAAAUCGGGACUCUUGUGCGAAACAGAGAGCGCUUCGUGAAGAGACGCCAGAGGCUGAUCGGCCCCAAGGGCUCCACGCUGAAGGCACUAGAGCUUCUGACCAACUGUUACGUGAUGGUUCAGGGCAACACAGUGUCGGCUCUCGGCCCGUUCAGUGGCUUGAAGGAGGUACGGAAAGUCGUGCUUGAGACGAUGAAGAACAUUCACCCCAUUUACAACAUAAAGACAUUAAUGAUCAAGCGGGAGCUGGCGAGCGACCCGGAUCUGCGCACUCAGAACUGGGAGAGAUUCCUGCCCAACUUCCGCCAUAAGAGUCUCUCCAAACGCAAGCAGCCCAAGAAGAAGACGAUCAAGAAGAAGGAGUACACGCCGUUCCCCCCGCCUCAACCCGAGAGCAAGAUUGAUAAGCAACUGGCGACCGGCGAGUUCUUCCUGCUAGAGAGCGAGAAGAGGCGCAAGAAGAUGACUGAGAUUAAGGUGAAACAGGCUGAAGCUUUAUCCAAGAGACAAGAGCAGCGGCAGAAGGAUUUCAUUCCCCCGAAAGAGAAGCCCGUUGUGAAGAAGACCAAACCAGCAACCACAGAAAACAAAAUUGAUAUACAAGCCAUUAAAGAAAAAGUGAAGAAAGCAAAAAGUAAAAAGCUUGGAGCUCCUCCUGUAAACCCCGAGACGCCUUCAGCGAAAGACGGCAAGCGGAAGAAACUCAAAAGCUAACUCGCGUCGGUCGAUCCGAACUCUGAUCCUGGAGACACACACUCACACCACACUGUUCAGCGCUUGUAAUAUUGUGUUGUUUGGUGUUAUGCUUCGUCAACUGCAUUAUAAAACCUUAAUAUCACAAUAUUUUAAGAUUUUGGCUUGUCGGAGAUGAGGAAUAAGAGACGGGAAAAUAUGAAACACAAAACUGUAGACCACAUGAGUUUGAAACUGUUAAACGCUGCUUCUGUUUGAGGCAGGCGACAGAUGCGCGUUGAUCGUGUUACAUACUUGAGUUAUAAUAAUAGUAUAUACAGUAUGUGCAUUCGAAGGCUAUUAGAUGACCUAUAAAUCGACAUGUCUUUUGUAACAGCUGAAUCUGUGAUGCUCUCGUGCCAUUCGUCAUGAGCAAAGUGCAUCUGUGUUCAUUUUUCAAGAUUCUUUUUUGCUACCCAGAAUGCUUGGCUUAAAUGCUUUUUUUUAUUUCUCUGAUGUAUGGCAAUAAAUCGAAUGAUAUUUUUGUCAUAUAUCAGUCUCACUUGUAUAAACUGAGAGGAAUAGAUGGACUAAAUUGGUAUCCCAAAUCAAACCCAUUAAAUAUUACUGUGAUCUACAGAUACUUGAAAGUUCAUGAGGAGGAGAUUUUGCAUUGCAGAAAUUAGAAUUUGUGUAGUAAAUGUGCUUAAUUGUUAAGAAAAUGUGAAUGUAAAUUCACUUAUUAUUUUCUUCUAACUUAUUCUUUGCAUAAAAUUAGCUUCAACAA